This is a messenger RNA of Saccharomycopsis crataegensis, 1704 nucleotides long. Its product is annotated as glycoside hydrolase family 72 protein. NCBI's taxonomy places the organism in Eukaryota, Fungi, Ascomycota, Saccharomycetes, Ascoideales, Saccharomycopsidaceae. Gene Ontology annotation, molecular function: 1,3-beta-glucanosyltransferase activity. Gene Ontology annotation, biological process: fungal-type cell wall organization; fungal-type cell wall (1->3)-beta-D-glucan biosynthetic process. The coding region runs from base 1 to 1704 and encodes 567 amino acids. Gene Ontology annotation, cellular component: plasma membrane. The record is from RefSeq and is a predicted model, not a curated record. The transcript has a single exon.
AUGAAAACCAGUGCUGGUGCUCCCCCAAUCAUGAUCAAAGGUAACAAGUUUUUUUAUUCUAAUAGCGGUACUCAGUUUUAUUUGAAGGGUAUUGCUUAUCAACAAACUCUUGACGGAAACCUUUUGGAACAACAAAAGAAGGAAUUCUUGAAAGAAAAGUUACGAUCUAUAGAGAUGGCGAGUGCGGUAGAAUUAUCCAAUGAUGACGAGAGUUUUGAAGCUGCUAGUAUAAAUCCACUGCUUGAUAGUUCGGAUUUCAGUUACCUAACUGAUGAAAAUUUGAGAUACAGUGACCCGCUUGCUGAUGAGAAAUCUUGUAUUCGCGAUAUUCCUUACCUUGUGGAUUUGAACGUCAAUGUUAUUAGAGUAUAUUCAAUUAACCCUUUAGAAAACCAUGAUGUGUGUAUGAAUGCUCUAUCUGAAGCUGGGAUUUACGUUAUGGCUGAUUUAUCCGAACCAUUCACAUCCAUUAAUAGAAAAUAUCCAUCUUGGAAUACCAAAAUCUACGACAGAUACAAGUCAGUUAUUGACUCAAUGUCCAAAUAUAAUAAUGUAUUGGGAUUCUUUGCGGGUAAUGAAGUUACCAAUGAUCACACCAAUACUGACGCCUCACCUUUUGUUAAAGCAGCCAUCAGAGACACUAAGGCUUACAUUUCAGAAAAGAAUUAUAGAAAAAUUCCUGUAGGAUACUCUUCCAAUGAUGAUGCAGAUACUAGGGUACCAAUGGCCACUUAUUUCAACUGUGGGGACAAAGAAACUACUGCUGAUUUUUACGGGAUCAAUAUGUACGAAUGGUGUGGAUAUUCUUCAUUUUUUAGUUCUGGUUACAGUGAGAGAACUAGGGAAUUCAAAAACUACACAAUCCCUAUAUUCUUUUCCGAAUUUGGUUGUAAUUUGGUUAGGCCAAGACCAUUCCAAGAAGUUGAGGCAUUGUAUAGUCCUUUGAUGACCAGUGUGUGGUCUGGGGGAAUUGCUUAUAUGUACCAUGAAGAAGAAAAUAAAUACGGGGUGGUGAAGGUUGACAAAAAUGAAAAUACAGUCAAGAAAAUGGAUGAUUACAAAUAUUUGCAAAAAGCCUACGGGAAUGCCAAACCCAAGCUCUUGAAUAUUGACGAUAUGUCGAAGAAUUUAAAUACAGAAGAUCUUGUUAAUUGUCCAGACCCAAACGAUGUCUGGAAAGCAGCCCAGGCUCUUCCUCCCACUCCAAAUAGCUCCAAAUGCGAAUGCUUAGAAAAAUCUUUAGAGUGUGUUGCAUCCGCUUCCAAAAACACCGGAGAUUUUGUAAAGUUGUACGGAAUAUUGUGUCAUGAGGUUGAUUGUUCAGAGAUAGUGGGAAAUGGUACUACUGGUGAAUAUGGAUACUAUUCGGAUUGUGACGAGAAGCAAAAAUUGUCUUAUAUCUUGAAUGAAUAUUAUCUCAAGUAUUAUCGUGAUCCACAAAGUUGUGAUUUCAAAGGCCAAGCAUCUUUAGCUAGAUCAUCAUCGAAGAAAAGCAUGAAGAAUACUUGUGAUGAUUUAUUAUUGAAAAAAAAAUCGGGAAAACAAAGUGAAGAUAAUGGGAAAAAUAGUGCAGAGCAUGUCGACGAUGAUGUUGAUGAUGAUCAUGAAAAUGGACAGCGCUCAGCAGGUAAUAACCUAAAAGUUGAUUUAAUUGUUGAAUUGGCAGUGAUAAUGGCGUAUGGAAUUUUCAAGCUUACAUUUUAA